Bursaphelenchus okinawaensis is the source of this 1869-nucleotide messenger RNA. The record is from the annotation of a GenBank genome assembly. Lineage: Eukaryota; Metazoa; Nematoda; Chromadorea; Rhabditida; Aphelenchoididae.
AUGUCAUCGAAGAAAAAGAAGAAGAACAAGAAGGUAAGUUGUUUCUUUAGCACUACAUAUUUAUAUUAUACUUCCUAUUCCGAUAUAUUCAUAUUUUAUUUCUUAUCACAAUAUAUUCGUAGCAUACUUCUAUUAGGUGCCGACAUAAAGAAGCCGCCAUUUUUUACAGAAAAUUAUAGGAAAAGUAUGGCGAGUUCUUUAUUUCGGCACUUAAUACUUAGCCAUUUUUUGUAUUUACUGUAGUAACAAACCCUUCUAACUCUACAGCAAGCUACUGUAACUUUUAAAACUUACAUUUAUGUUUUCAGGUUGAUUCAAAUGAAUCAAAGAAUUCAAAGCAUAAAAAGAAUCCAGAAACACCGGGUAGGUUACCUUUGUUGCAGUAACUUUUUUUCUGUAGCAUUUUACUACAGGCUACUGUAAUUUGAGCCACGUAGGAUAAAAUUUGGCUAAGGCUAGAGCUACAUUUAAGACUAGUCUUAAGGUUAUAGCUAAGACUAGAGAUUAGACUAAAACCUUGGCUAAGGCUGAAGCUAGGGCAAAGGCUAGGGCUAGACAUAUCGCUGCGGCUAGGGCUAAAGAUGGGACUUGAGAUAGGGCAAAGGCUCUAGACUAGGGCUCUGGGCUAACGCUCUGUACUAGGGCUAGGGCUCUGGGCUAGGGCUAAGACUUGCUAACCUAAUACUGUAAUUUUCAGCAAACGCCAAAGAAGACAGUAAGAAAAAGAAGGUGUCGAAGCAGAAAGGAAAGGAGAAACAUGGGCAUCAUGCAUCAGCCGCUCCAGAACCUCAAAAAUUCAUGCCAGUAUGUAUGGACCCAGCACCAGCAGUAGUACAACAAAAGGAUCCACCACCCCGAGCCGGAUCUCCAGUCCCCAAAAAAGAUGGACCAAAAGCACCAAUAGUACCAAACCAGUACGAGAAUCUGGCCGCUCUUGAGAACAACGAACCAACAGCACCAGCAGUGUCAAAGAAAGACGAAGCAGCCAACAAAUUGCCAGAGACUGUACCAAAGAAAGAAGAACCAAAAGCUGGACCAAAAGCUCCAAUAGUACCAUGCGAGUAUGAGAACAUGGCUGCAUUUGAAAAUAAUAAAGCAGAUGCACCACACAACAAUGGACCAGUACCAGGUGGGGUACCAAACAAUGGACCAGUACAAGGCGGAGUACCAACCAACAACGGACCUGUACCAGGAGCACCACACAAUGGCGGAGUACCAGGAGGACUACCGUACAAUAGCGGUGUACCAGGUGGAGUACCACACAAUGGCGGAGUAUUAGGCGGAGUACCAGGCGGACCAAACUAUGGCCCAAUACCAACAAUAGUACCAAAAGUAGAUGCUCCAGCUGUACCAAAACAAGCCGAGGCAACAAUAGCACCACAUAAAGCUGACCCAGCCCCAGGUGGAGUACCAAAACCGGAUGGAAUAGUACCAGUAGCAACUAUAGUACCAAGAAAACCAGAGUCAGUACCAGGCGGAGUACCAAUGUUACCAUCAGGUGCACCAAAACAAGCCGAAGCUACAAUAAUACCCCAAAAGGCCGACCCAGUACCAGCUGGAGUACCAAAUAACCCUGUACCAACAAUGGCACCAAGACCAAAUGGAAUGGUACCAACAUUGGCACCGAAACCGGAUGGAAUAGUACCAGUACCAACAAUGGCCCCAAGAAAACCGGAAUCAGCACCAGGUGGCGUACCAAACAACCCCGGACCAGUACCAUCAAUGGCCUCAAGUAAACCGCAAUCCGGUCCAGUACCAAUGGCACCAAGUGCGUCACCACCGCCUGUACCAAACCAGUACGAACCUCUAGUCGACAUGGACAACAAUGCACCACCACCAGUACCAGGUAUGGAAACAAAAAAGUGGUAG